Kogia breviceps (pygmy sperm whale) is the source of this 2446-nucleotide messenger RNA. The record is from RefSeq and is a predicted model, not a curated record. NCBI's taxonomy places the organism in Eukaryota, Metazoa, Chordata, Mammalia, Artiodactyla, Physeteridae.
GACAGAAUGGAAGCUUCUGGAUCUCAGACAAAGGAUGCUCUACAAGCGAGUGAUGCUGGAGAACUACCACCACUUGGUGUCACUGGGGUUUUCAAGCAUCUGUUCCUUGCAUCAAGCCACAGAGAGCCCAGGACAUAGAGGCCCAGGACUUGGAGAAAUCAGGAAAGAGCUGGGGCAGGCUCCCCCACUGCACCCCUGCCUUUGGCGUUGCAGGGGAUCCUUUUGUUCUGUUUCUUCUUUUAGACUCUACAGAUUCCACCUCAGUCGUCUAACCCCACAGAGGGAGACUAGCUUCUUCCCCUUGGUUGUUUUUGACCCUUAUCAGGCAGAUCUGGGGUUCCCCAGGGAAGUUGUGGAUUCCUCAGUGGAGUCUGGCAGAAGGAACAGAGACAUCUGCUGUGUUUGAUGGUGAAACAGGGGGCUUUGGCUUUCAGGGCACAGGCAGCCCUUCAACUCUGUCUGCUUCUUGAUACUCUCUGGGGCCUUGCUCCAACCCUCUGUUUGUCCUUCAGGGUCUCCACACUGAUCCCCCAUUUCCCACAAGCCAGCCCGUCCUGCAGGCCAAAUAAUAACAUCAUUAUCCUCUUGGGCUGAAUCACCGCCUACUUAAGAUUCACCGUGCAUGCCUGGCCCCUGUACACUCAGAGCGCCUUGCUUCCUUAGAGGGACUCUGCCGUUUCUCUGGACCUUCCCAGUGGCACUUUCUAGAGAGUUCUUCGUUCUCUGUUCCUGAAGAUACUAAGGCUGGACUGAGUCCAGGAGUGACUAACCUGCUUCCUUUCCACGGACAGGGUUUUCAUCCUCCAAGCCUCAUCUGGUCUCCCAGCUAGAGCGAGGAGAGGGGCCCUGGGUAGCAGACGUCCACAGGAUGGGGACCACCACAGGGAUGCAGGCAGGUGACGGGAUGAAGAGCAAACCAAUGAUUUCAAAGCAGAAAAAUUGUCCAGAAGAACUUGCACGGGCUGACCUUCAGGGUGGCAACAAGGGCCAGGUAGCCGGGUGGUCAGAGGAAACACUUGAGCACAGACAGAAACAGGCUUAUUGUCCACAGACAGCUUUCAGCAGGGGUGACCCUCCCAGGGAGAAAGGCCAAGGCAGCUCUCCAGGUGAGGAAAGAGAGAUACAGAGAAGUGGCUGCAGAGGUAGGCAGGAUUUGGUUCUAAGGCAGCAGAGUUCCAAAGGCGCAGAGAAACAGUUCCUGUGUCAUCAGUGUGGGAAAUCCUUCAGCCGGAGCUCCAACCUCAUCAAGCACCGGAUCAUCCACAGUGGCGAGAAGCCCUAUGAGUGUGGCGAGUGCGGGAAACUCUUCCGGCGCAGCUUCGCGCUCCUGGAGCACCAGCGCAUCCACAGCGGUGAGAAGCCCUAUGCGUGCGGCGAGUGCGGGAAGACUUUCACGCGCAGCUCCAACCUCAUCAAGCACCAGAUCAUCCACAGUGGUGAGAAGCCCUACGAGUGCGGCGAGUGCGGGAAACUCUUCCGGCGCAGCUUCGCGCUCCUUGAGCACCAGCGCAUCCACAGCGGCGAGCGGCCCUACACGUGCAGCGUGUGCAGCAAGGCCUUCAGCAGGAGCUCCAACCUCAUCGAGCACCAGCGCACACACAGCGGCGAGAAGCCCUACACGUGCAGCCAGUGCCCGAAAGCCUUCAAGGGCAUCUCCCAGCUCAUUCACCACCAGCGCAUCCACAGUGGGGAGAAGCCAUUUGAGUGCAAGGAGUGCGGGAAGGCCUUCCGGGGGCGCUCGGGCCUCAGCCAGCACCAGCGGGUGCACAGCGGCGAGAAGCCCUACGAGUGCAGUGAGUGCGGGAAGACCUUCAGCCGGCGAUCCAACCUCUUCAAGCACCAGGUGGUGCACAGCGAGGAGAGACCCUACAAGUGUCAAGACUGCAGGAGGGUGUUCUGCAGCGGCUCCGUCCUCAUGGAGCACCAGCGCACCCACGGCAGCCUGCAGCCCGGUACCUGCGGCCACUGCGGCCAGGCUUCCAAAGGGAAACCGCAUCUCGGCCAGAAGCCGAAAACUUACCACGGAAGGAAGCUCUCGGAGGGGAGCAACUCAGAAAAGGCGCCGGCCUGCCUGGCCCUCUGGAGAGCCACUGCGGAGGCCCGCCCCGAGGACGAGAAACUCCGUCCAGACUCCGCCCAUGCCACCGCCCCCAGUGCCUUCUGACGGGGUGCACCGUGGGAGGGCUGGCUUUAAAACGAGGCCCACCUUCCCCACCUCAUCCCCCUCCCUUUGCUCGUUGAUAAUGCUGCGAUUGAAGCACCAAGUGCGCCACAGGCAGACGGGCCCCCUGCGCCCGUGCCAGCUCCUGUGCGGUGCACACGGGCGUGUGUGUGCCGCCAAGGUGCACGCGCGUUAGUAUUCCACCCUGGAGCCGCUGAAACUGCUCUUGCCCCACGUGCCUGGGGCCUGAGUGCUGUGGGUGGGAGGGAGCAGGUGCCUUGAAUU